Molecule: messenger RNA, 3446 nt
Organism: Coregonus clupeaformis (lake whitefish)
Lineage: Eukaryota; Metazoa; Chordata; Actinopteri; Salmoniformes; Salmonidae
Gene: gen1
Product: flap endonuclease GEN homolog 1
Exons: 13
Coding region: 129-3131 (1000 amino acids)
Molecular function (GO): 5'-flap endonuclease activity; four-way junction DNA binding
Source: RefSeq, a predicted model, not a curated record
UUUUGCAGGAAGUGCUGCUGAAUUCAAAAACAAACCUGCAAAAAGUUAUCACCAAAGUACCUUUGGUGUGAAAUACUUCACAUUGAUCUUUUUAUUUUUUUAUAACAAGGUAAACAACGAUUUUCGCGAUGGGUGUGCACGACCUGUGGUCCAUUCUGGGGCCGGUUCGGGAGGCGGUGCCGUUGUACAGCCUCACGGGAAAGACCCUGGCCGUGGACCUUAGCCUGUGGGUCGUCGAGGCCCAGCACGUCCAAGCAAUGAUGGGGAAAGUCACCAAACCUCACCUCCGGAAUCUGUUUUUCAGAGUAUCCUCUCUCACACUGAUGGGGGUAAAGCUCGUUUUUGUCAUGGAGGGAGAGGCCCCUAAACUCAAAGCAGAGACCAUGAGCAACAGGACAGACAUGAGAUUCAGGGGGUUAAAAAAGUCAGCCCCUAAAAAAACAACUACAAAGACCAACAACAGGGGGCACUUCAAUGCUGUGCUGAGAGAGUGUGCAGAGAUGCUGGACUGUCUGGGUGUCCCCUGGGUGACAGCGGCAGGGGAGGCAGAGGCCAUGUGUGCCUUCCUGGAUGCCCAGGGCCUGGUGGACGGCUGCAUCACCAACGAUGGAGAUGCUUUUCUCUACGGAGCGCAGACCGUCUACAGAAACUUCAACAUGAACACCAAGGAUCCACAGGUGGAUUGUUACAGGACUUCUAGGGUGCAAACAGAGCUGCAGCUAGCCAGGGAGACACUUGUGGGUCUGGCCAUCCUUCUGGGCUGUGAUUACAUUCCUAAGGGUAUACCAGGAGUUGGGAAAGAGCAAGCUCUAAAACUCAUACAGACAUUAAAAGGACAAACACUUCUACAAAGGUUCAGCCAGUGGAGGGAGGAGGGUGUGGGUGUGCCAGAGUGGAUCCUAAAGAAGGUCCCUCACUGCAAUCUGUGUCGCCAUCCUGGGUCAGCCAAGACCCACGAGCGCAGUGGCUGUGUGUUGUGUGACAGCAAGCACUUCUGUGAGCCUCAAGACUAUGACUACGAGUGUCCCUGUGACUGGCACCGCUGUGAGCAGACACGACAGGCCUCUUCAACAGAAGCCAACAUCAGGAAGAAAACACUGGCAAGUGAUAAGUUCCCUUUUACAGAGAUCAUAAAUGAAUUUCUGGUAGACAAAGACAAGCCUGUCCACAAUUUCAAAUGGAGGACACCGAACAUGCUAUUAACGCAGAACUUUGCGUAUGAUAAGAUGGAGUGGCCUAAGCACUAUACCAGUGAAAAGGUUCUGGUCCUGAUGACGUACACUGAGCUGAUGAACAGAAAACAUGGAAGAGCGACGUCGUCACAGAUAAAACCACUACGUAUAUGGAAGCCAAGAGUGAGGAAUGCAAUCGCCAGCUUUGAAAUCAUCUGGAGUAAGCCAGAUCACUAUGUGUUUCCUGAGGACCACCCUGGGGACAGCCAGGACGAGGUGAGGACGGUGGAGGAAGAGGCUCUGUUCCGCCUGGCCUACCCACACGUGGUGGAGCUGUACCUCAGGGAGAAGGCUGAGGCUGAGAACAAGACCAAGAAGAAGAAACCGAGGAGUAAGAAAGACAAGCCUUCGGAUCCCUGUGAUGUUUCUGACCUCCUGGACAAAAUGUCGUUGCACAGUUCCACUGCUGACAACAACACCCAACAACCCUCUGCCACGGCAGCAGCACCGACCAUUACAACCAUUACACCAAGUAACAACUCAGUGUUGGUCCUGGAGGGUCCAGAGUCAGAGUCCCCAAAAAAGGGUCUGGAUCCUGGUAAAGACCAUCCCCGCUUAGAAGUACGUCUUGGAGCUCAGAUACAGAAAGUGAUGUCAUCUCCGUCUUUCACUUCCUCUGGGAAGAUUCCAGAAGCAGCGGCCUCCUCUCCGUCCGUUUCCAUGGUGAUGGAUGCUCUUCACCUGAGUGACAUCGACUGGGAGUCUCAGUCAUUCACGUCCUCCCCGCCCCCGCAGGCUGCUAGCGCUCGCACUGCCACUGACCCCAAGUCAGUCCAAACCACAGAUGAUGGUGUCAAAGAAAGGAUCACGAAACAGGGCCCCUCUACUGAUCUCAGAGCAGCGGAGGCCGUACCAGGGCCGUGUUAUAUAGAGUGUUCGCUGAGGGACAGGGUCCUAAUGAGAAACACCCGCAAGUCUGUGAACAUGGUGGACAAUGAUGAUGUCACCACCAUACACGUAAACUCCCAGUCAGCACCCCUGGAUUUCAUUGAUUCUAACAACAGCGGCCCUAAGCCAAUGGCACUGAUACCCAUUAAAAGCAGCAAUGACUCUAAGCCAUCAGAACAGCCGCUGGUGUGUGGUACGAAAGCCACACUUGUUGAUAAGGGCCAGAGCAUUGCAUUGGCCCGUAAGCCUCAACCUGCUCAUCACAGCUCAAAACCUAGCUCAGUGAACUCAACACAAACAGGCCCAGUCACCUCAACACAAACAAGCCCAGUCACAGCAACACAAACAGGCCUAGUCACAGCAACACAAACAGGCCUAGUCACAGCAACACAAACAGGCCCAGUCACAGCAACACAAACACAAAGGGCUAGACAACAUGGUGCCGGUGAACCAAAGCCUCCACAGAAGUACAGAUUUGUAAAGAAGGCCAUAUCCUCUUCUUCCGCUCUGCUGCAAAGGAGCCACUCUGAACCUGGCGACACACAGCCUGGUCGGGAUGACAGGAACAUGAAGUCACAUCAGGAAACCAAGAAGAGCGUGUGCGCCAGUAUGUGUUCAUCGAGCGAGGACAGCGACACAGAGAACCAGUGUCGGGGAGGAGUGCAGAUCAGGGCCAAAGUCAAACCCAAAAGCAGGCCCAGGUGCCAAUACCUCACAGACUACUCACUGAAACCCACCACCACUACAAAGGCAGUCUGGGACACAGUGACAGCACAGCCCCUCAGGCCUAGAGCUGCGUCUGACAGUAUGGGUGAACAACCGAUACUAGGCAGCUCCGUGUCUACUUUGGGGAAGUGCCAGGAUGUUCCACCAAUUAGAGUUGAUGAUGACAUUGUGUUCAUUCCAAGUCCCGUUUCCCCAGUGACUGUGUCUGAUGGCGAUGACUCAGUGAUUUGCAGCAAGAGCCCACUGCCAUUGGCAGAGAGGGUGAGGCUGAAGUUCCUGAAAUGAGUGAUGUGAUAUACCAAUGUUAGGACAGAAGAAAAAAAAACGAUUUCCUAAUAUUAUUCUGUCAAAUAAUAAUAAUAGUAUUCUAUCAACAUUUUAUUUAGUUUGUUUAUAAAGUGUAUUUUUAACCUUUGAUAUAGGCUUUUCCUUUUGUCUUCUAUGUACACAAUACACUAAAUCUUUAAUGGUCUUACAGUAGGAGAUGAAGAAAAACUAUUUUACUCAUGAAGUUAGGGAGAGGGCAUGUAUGAAUGCUCUUGGAUGUUCUGUGAUAAUGUUGUUUUGUUUUUUAAAUAAAACCCUAUACUUGUCAACGUU